This is a messenger RNA of Salvia splendens (bonfire salvia), 711 nucleotides long. RefSeq lists its product as uncharacterized. The transcript is spliced from 3 exons. The record is from RefSeq and is a predicted model, not a curated record. The coding region runs from base 1 to 711 and encodes 236 amino acids. NCBI's taxonomy places the organism in Eukaryota, Viridiplantae, Streptophyta, Magnoliopsida, Lamiales, Lamiaceae.
AUGACUAUUCUAUUAACACAGCUGGAAGUUCUAGCAAGGCUUUGGAGAGAGAAAAUCAUGUGCAAACUUACUCAUUUCAAGGAGACGAGAGCAUUUCAACGAGCCUCGAGAUUGGCAGCCAAGCCCACAAGGAGAAAAGGCCAUAUGCAUUUCCCUCUGCAGCCAUGGAGAUUACAGAGAGACAAGGCGAAGGGCAACAGCCAACGGGCACCCCCUCCAACGUUGUCGGUCAUUCAGCUGAUUGAGCUGGCAAUGAGAAGUUUCACCCAUUCCGAUUCCAAAACAGGAAAGGAUUUCCAUCACUCUGCUGUCAUUUAUCCGAAUAGAGCCACCUUCUCCAGAAGCAAGUCUGAGGAUAUUCGGCUCGUGCAGGACCUCCUGUCGUGUGCUCAGGCAGUGUCCAAUCAUAACAACGAUUGUGCUAGUGAGUUUCUAAAAGAGUUCAGCAAGCUGAGCUCCGGCUCGACCAAUGUGAUGCAGCGUCUGGUCUACUAUUUCUCUGAAUCUCUAUGUGACAGGAUAUUACCAGUGAAUACAAGGCCAUUAGAAUUAAUACCUCCGAUCUCGGACACAGCUUCCUUGAUCGAAAAAUUACCUUUCAACCAGGUUAUGCAGUUCGCCGGUGUUCAGACAAUGUUAGAUCACAUAUCAUCAUCUUGGCCUCUAUGGCGGCCUCAGACAUGCUGUUUUAAUGCAAGCUUUAACUACUAG